AUGGAUUCCAGCCCUGCUGCACCCGACCUAACUUCAUCCUCCACCCCUCCAAUUCCAAGAAGACCUGCUGCAACCUUCACCCCACUGAGCCCCAAAAGCGGUUACGGCGGAGGCGAUAACGCAUCGACAUCAACAACCCAUGUCGGCAGCCCCCCUCCUGAUCUUGCCUUCCCAUCUAUAACAGUUGACGACGACGACGACAACGAGGACCUCGGCUACGACCAGAGCACCCCCCACCCCCCUCAAGUUGCAUCGGCACUUCUAGGCAGCCCUGGACUUCUUGCUCCCGCUGAUCUGAAACGCGGCUUGCUUCGAUCAGACACAGGAAUGCCAGCCAUGGCCGAAGACGACCCUCCCUCUGCUGGGGGCUCGACCGUCCCGAGCCCGUUCAACUUUCAGACGCAGGCCAUCUCGACCUCGCCUGUCAAGUCGAACAUUGGACAGCGCCGUGGUCAUCGAUACAAGCACAGUUCUAUUUCGACCCAACAUCAGAUCUUCCAGGAGCCGCCUCAGCGACCGCCGCCCGUUCUCCCUGCCUCCCUUCCUGUACCCACGGUUCGAGAAGCAUGGAAAAGCAUGUCCCGCGACCAGCGCGUCAGGCUUUACUGGAGUCUAUGCCAUCUGACCGUUGCGUCGUGGCUCUUCUUCAUCUCGGAAGGCUCUCUCGCCAUGAUGGCAUUGUCCCACCUCGUCUUCUUCGACGCUGGUAGUGCUGCCGUCUGUGUCGCUGUUGAUGUUCUUGGCAACUUCGAGGUCUGGCGCCGCAGCAGUAUUCGGCAUCCCUUCGGGCUUGAGAGAGCCGAGGUUCUCGCCGGCUUCGCCAUGUCCAUAUUCCUCUUGUUCGGCGGCUUCGACCUCGUGUCGCAUAAUCUCAAGCACUGGUUGGAGACCAAGGGUGGCCAUGAGCCGCACCAUGAGCAUAUCCACGAACGCGUUUCGGCGGGUGAAGUAGACUGGGCCGCCUUCGCCGCCAUCACUAGCACUGCUGUGUCAGCAUAUGGCCUUAAGAACCACGCACGUAUCGCUAGAAUCAUGCGUGUAUCAUGGCUGGCCAAGCUGCCCACGCACUUCUCCAACAUUUUUCACUUUUUGACCGUGUUCUUUUCGAGUCUACUUCUCCUUCUGCCGCUCCUGUCUAUCAAGAGCUAUAUCUGGCUUGACCGUACGCUUUGCGCUGCGAUCGCCGCUUCGAUGUUCCUCUUUGGCGCCAAGUUGGCUAUGGCACAAGCCAUGAUGCUGCUUAUGUCGUACGGCGGCAUUGGGGGCAACGAGGGCGUGUCAUCUGUGAUGCGGGAUAUUGAAGCCGAGCCGGGUGUCACGAGAAUCGAGGAUGCGCAGUUUUGGCAGGUGCACUACGGCCUGUGCAUGGCGAACCUUAAAAUCUCCGUGGCAAAAGGCUGCGACGAGGGUGCUAUCAGCAAGCUGCGAAGUCGUAUAUCUACCCUGAUCCAGAACAGACUCGGCGAAGGCUAUGGUCGUGGCACGAGCCUCAGAUGGGAGGUGACGCUGCAAACAAGCGUCGAUGCUGCUUUUUGA
Molecule: messenger RNA, 1536 nt
Organism: Colletotrichum graminicola M1.001
Lineage: Eukaryota; Fungi; Ascomycota; Sordariomycetes; Glomerellales; Glomerellaceae
Product: cation diffusion facilitator family transporter
Exons: 2
Coding region: 1-1536 (511 amino acids)
Biological process (GO): zinc ion transport; intracellular zinc ion homeostasis; transmembrane transport
Cellular component (GO): Golgi apparatus; membrane
Molecular function (GO): zinc ion transmembrane transporter activity
Source: RefSeq, a predicted model, not a curated record